Molecule: messenger RNA, 864 nt
Organism: Acomys russatus (golden spiny mouse)
Lineage: Eukaryota; Metazoa; Chordata; Mammalia; Rodentia; Muridae
Gene: Taf13
Product: TATA-box binding protein associated factor 13
Exons: 4
Coding region: 44-418 (124 amino acids)
Biological process (GO): transcription by RNA polymerase II
Cellular component (GO): transcription factor TFIID complex
Molecular function (GO): protein heterodimerization activity
Source: RefSeq, a predicted model, not a curated record
UAGCAGGCCGUGGGCGGGUUCAGAAGGCUGGCGGGCGGCUAGGAUGGCAGAUGAGGAGGAAGACCCUACCUUUGAGGAGGAAAAUGAAGAAAUUGGAGGAGGAGCAGAAGGUGGUCAGGGGAAAAGAAAGAGACUUUUCUCUAAGGAAUUGCGGUGUAUGAUGUACGGAUUUGGGGAUGACCAGAACCCUUACACGGAGUCAGUGGAUAUUCUCGAAGAUCUUGUCAUAGAGUUCAUCACUGAAAUGACUCACAAGGCAAUGUCGAUUGGAAGACAAGGUCGAGUGCAAGUUGAAGACAUUGUCUUCUUGAUUCGAAAGGACCCAAGGAAGUUUGCUAGAGUUAAAGACUUACUUACUAUGAAUGAAGAAUUGAAACGGGCUAGAAAAGCCUUUGACGAAGCCAACUAUGGAUCUUGACACUGUUGUAAUUUCUGAAAUUUUUGAUAUUUUCUGUGGAAACCAUACAUCAUAAUUGUGGUCUGAAGUAAUAUUGUGAUGGCAAAGCAUGCAAUGAAAGAAGUCUUCAAUUUUAGAUUUAUAAUGUGAGCCUUUCAUUGCCUGCCUUUGUCUGACCAUAUUUGACUUGUUUUUUGAGCUUUAGUGACUCCUAACUUAAAGUAUUGCAAACAAUGCAGUUCCAUCUGAGAGGGGAAAGUCGUGCUUGUGCUCUAGGUAGACUUGUGUGUUCCAAGCUGGGUACAUCGCUGCAUUACAUGCAACCUAAAUGUCCUUUGUGAGAGCCCAGGUGUGUGCUUUACGUGUCUCACGUUUUUAGAUGACAGUGGCCGGAGACCUUAUUAAAGAUAAUGGACUGGUCCAUGUUUCUUUUAAGGAACUAAGUUCUUGUAAGAAUUUUUAUUUGA